ACAUUGUUAUAACUGAGCUAUUGUGCCCACUGGCAAAAACGGAGUUAUCUUUUCAGUUUGGUGCUCAUUGUUUUUCCCUGUUCGUCCUAGGCCUAGCUUCACUUGAGCAGCGGGUUGGUAGUUUCGGAUGAAACGGGCAAUCGGUUUGAAAUAGGCAGGUUCGGUUAGGCGAGUGAAUGACGUUUAGCAAGCUAACUCAGGUCGAUCUUUGCAUCGUUGUACAGAAAUAGUAUUUUGAAUAACUACUUUCAAAUUUCUGAAACUUAACUAGCUAGUUGGGAUUUGAAUAGCUAGCUAGGUAACAAGCUAACUUGUUAAAUGAACCUGAGUAUGGUAGCAGCUAACGCUAGCUACACAUGCUAAUCUAGUUUAGAUAUAGCUAGUUAGUCAAGGUGAUCCGAAGUAUAUAACGAACGUUACAAUAAGCUACCUUAGUUAUCUAAAUCAUAACUAGCGGAUUGAAAAUAGUGGAAUCCUAUCAAAACACAGCUAGCUAGCGUGUGACGUUGUCAUUGUUUUGACAGCAGCACCAGGCUGGAGCGAGUGUACAGUAUGCCAGAGAUAGGUUACCAUGACAAGAACUGACGUUUGAUACUACAUUGAUGUGAGCUGUUUUAUCAAAGAAGGUUUUUUAAAACAUGGUUUAUUUAACCAAAUACGAGUAUGUAGCUAGCAUCAUGUAUACUUGUGCCUGUUAUGAGGAUACAAAAUUAUGGUAACGUUAGUGACUAAACACUUAAUUCAGUUGCAUCUCCCACUUCACUCUUCCAGUUAUAGCAUGGAUCCAGACAGUGAGCCGGAUACACAACGAGCUCUCAGUUUGCAAUGGAAGAGCUAUAAGCUCGUCCAAGACCCAGCCACCCGGAGGGUUAACAACAAAAUAUACCGAUAUGAUGGGGUGCAUUUCAGUGUGCCGGACUCGGGGUUCCCCCCAGUGGGAGAUUUGCGGGACCCUCGACCUCGUAGAAUCUGGUCCAGGCACACAGAGAUGGCCCUGCCAGUGCCCAAGUUCAAACUGGAUGAGUUCUACGUGGGCCCCAUUCCCCUCAAGGAGGUGACCUUCGCUCGCCUCAAUGACAACAUCAAGGAACCCUUCCUGGCUGAGAUGUGCGCAAAAUUUGGAGAGGUGGAGGAGAUGGAGAUAUUGUUUCACCCCAAGACCCGUAAGCACCUGGGCCUGGCCCGCGUGCUCUUCACCAGCACCAGGGGGGCGAAGGACACGGUCAAACAGCUGCACAACACCUCCGUCAUGGGUAACAUCAUUCACGCUCAGCUGGACAUCAAAGGCCAGCAGAGGCAGAAGUAUUAUGACCUGAUAGUGAGUGGCUCCUACACGCCCCAGACUGUGCCCACAGGAGGCAAGGCCCUGACAGAGCGGUUCCAGCCCCCAGCACCAACACAACCAGACACGUCGUCAGAUAUCAGGCGGAGACUGUCCUCUGAGAUAGCUGGCCUGGCUGCGGGCUUGGCUGCAGGGGUACCGGCUCUCACCCCUGGGAGCACUACCCCCUGCUCUGUGGACACAGGCUUCAGUGAGCAACGUCUAGAUACGACCCCCUCCUCCAUGGGGGGGCCCUACACCCCAGGCUCCUCCGCUUCCUCGCAGGGAGGAGGAACGCCCUACACCCCUCGCUCUGUUUCACAGGACUCGGGCUACGCUGUUGCCAGACAAGUUGGAUACAGUGCGGGCCCGUUGACCAGUGGCUACCCUCCCCAGGACAUGCUUCCAUCCUCCUCCUGCUCCUCCUCUACCGUCUCCUCCUCAGUCGGGGCAUACAAAGCUCCCCGGUACUCGGAGGACCCCCAUGCACCUCCUCAAGACCUCUACCAAAGGUGUCGCCCCACAUACCCCCCUACCGGCCCUUUUCGUCCUAACGAGCCCCCGCUCUACCCCACAUACCCAAAUGCUGGAGGGGCUGGACAGCACAUGGCACACCACCCUGCAAUGCCACCCCCACCUCUUGCACCCCAGUACGAGCAGCCCCCUCUGGCAGACCGGGACAGAGAGAGGGACAGGGACUCAGGAGGGCGGCACAGUGCCGGUGGGAUUGGCUCUAGAAGGUCAUCUUACCAGGAGGCCAACUCUUCCUCCAAGUAUUCCCACCACUCGCAUCACUCAGAGAGGGAGAGGGGCUACAGACGGGACAGCCUGGGCUCCAGAGAACACGGCAGACACCGUAACCACCACUCACACAAUCACAGCAGCAGUAGUAGUAGUAGCAGCAGCCGGCGACGGAGCAGCCACGACCGAGACAGCAGGGAGAGGGACAGAGACAGUGACUACUCAAACAGCUCUGACCCCAGAUUCAACUCCAACUCCCACCGCUCCUCCUCCAACAGUCUGUCCCCGCCUCCAUCUGCCUACCCCUCCUACUCCUCCUCCAAAGACCAACCCCCCUCCCCACAACCCCUCUGUCUCCUCCCGCCUAGAGCCCUCCUCAGUCGGAGACGCUCAGCGCCCUUGACUUUGGCCAGGAGAGCCCAGUCAGAGAGGAAACGUGGACCAAGCCCAAACGCCGGCCCACCACCCCACCUCCCCCCUUCUCAGCAUCCCUCCACCCCUCCCUCUUCUCCACCCCACUCCUCCAUCGCUUCCUCCUCCACUUCACCCUCCUCCACCUCCCUCCCACACCAUCUCCCCUCCUCCACUUCCCUCUCCCCACCCCCCCAGCGAGACUCUUCCUCCCCGGAGCCAGAUUCCACCAAUGAGAGCCUGCCAUUUGUCUACCACAGCAGCAGCUUAGACUCUCGUAUUGAAAUGCUCCUGAAAGAGCAGAAAGCUAAAUUCUCCUUCCUGCCCUCUGAUGAAGAUGAGGGAGAGGACAGAAAGGAAGAAAGGCAGAGAGAGAAGGUGGCAGCAGCAGGAGAGGGAGGAGCAGCAGGUGAGGGCAGGAGCAAUAAGCAGAGGGAGCAGGAUGGGGAGAAAGACAGGCGGAGGAGACAAGGAGGAGAUGGUGGAGGCCAGCAGAGGAGGAAAGGAGAGAGGGAUAGAGACGGCCGUAGAGGGAGGAAGCAGAGAACGGGGGGAGAGGGGAGGAAGAGUCCCACUGUGGUAGCACAAGCUACCCCCUCCUCCACCUUCUCUCCCCGUGUCCCCACCACAGAUGACCAUACUAGUCUCCAUGGAACAGCACCUCUGCGGGAGGAGACAGCCCAACCUGAACCUAUUGAUCCAAGGACCAGACAAGGGGCACAGACACCCCCCUACAACGGAAAGAGUCAGUCAUCCCCUCAUUCCUCUGGGGAAGACAUGGAGAUCUCCGACGAGGAUGAAGAACACACCAUUACAGCAGUGACCACCCACCACGCCACUCCUUCCUCCGUCUCUUCUCCAUCUUCAUCCCAGGCCCCCCCUGCCCUCCCAGACAGACCCCUCUGCUCCCCCUCUGACCCCACACAGCACUUUGGCACGUCCAUGCCUGCUCCACCCAUCCCCUCUUACCCCCCUCACCUCCCUCCCCCGGGCUUUUCCCUGCAGCCCCCUCCACCCCCCUGCAUCCCCCCACCGCUGGGCCACAUGGAGCUGCACCCUGAGUACCCUCCUCACAUGCCCCCACACAUGUAUGACUAUGCCAGCAGUAUGGAGCUGAUGAAUCAAUACAGUGGUGGAGCCCCCAUGUCCUUCCAGAUGCAGACCCAGAUGCUGAGUCGGCUGCACCAGCUGGGAUGUCCUCCUCUAAUGGCACCGCUGCCCCUGGUGACGCCCCCCCUUCAGACUACUACCACUCCAUGCCCCCUCCCCCACACCCCCACCACCCCUACAUGGACCAAGAAGGGGGUGGCUAUGAGCAGGAUCAGCACUACAUGCCCCCCCCACAUGCCCUACGCCUACCCUGGCCCCUCUCAGAUGCCCCACCACCACGCCAUCCCGCCUCCACACACGGGCUGGGCCCCGCAUGUCUUACCCGAACACUACGCGUACCACACCCCUCCGCCCUAUGGGACUAUGCCUCCUGUGGGGGGAGAGGCCCAGUACGGGGCGGAGGGGGACCCCCAAAUGCCCCUGCUAACAGAGAACCCCCACGAGGCCACAGUGCAGCUGGUGCUGGCCACCCUCAUCCAGGAGAUGAAGAGCAUCAUGCAGAGGGACCUCAACCGCAAGAUGGUGGAGAACAUCGCCUUUGGAACCUUUGACGAGUGGUGGGAGCGCAAGGAGACCAAAGCCAAGCCGUUCCAGACCAUGGUUCGGGGUGUGGCUGCAGUGAGGGACGAGGACAAGAAGGAGGAGAACAAGGCCAGCAGCAAGCCCCGGGAGCCCCUCAUGUCUCUGGUGGACUGGGCCAAGAGUGGAGGAAUGGAAGGCUUCUCACUGAGAGGGGCGCUACGACUACCAUCAUUCAAGGUGAAGAGGAAAGAACCUCUGGAGCUAGCAGAGGUAGGAGAGAUGAAGAGACCCAAGACACCGCCAGAGGAUGACGACGAAGACUCGUACCAUGACAAGGGUCUAGAGGGAAGAAUGGCAGAUGGGGAGGGCCACAGGGCUGAGAGGGACAGCAGGCGGAGGAAGAAGACGAGAAGUCGUAAACCUUGGGACCUGGACAGCGAAGGAGAAGAGACUUCUGAUGGUUCUUCUUCAGAUAAGGAGGAUGAGGAGGAGGGAAGUGACAAGGGGUCUGAAGAUGAGGCCUUGAGUGCGAACAGUGAUGAUGAGAGCCUCUCCUCGUCCACAGAGAGUUCUUCCUCCUCAACAUCAUCAUCCUCCUCUUCCUCUGAAGACGAGGAUGAGGAGGAAGGAGAGCAGGCCGGCAGUGGACUGGACACCAUGGAUGAGUCUACGAUGGACAGCACAGCUCUGGGCACAGAGAAGGGGGAUGACCGAGAAAAGUCUGCAGCUGCUGUUCCAAAAGCACCGCUCAGCGCCGAGAUCAAAGCUGAAAUUGCUGCCAGCAAGAAGGAUUCAUCAACACUCAGCUCAAACGCUCGUCCUCCAGCCCCCCGCCCCUCCUCCCCAAUUGUCAUUGUGCCUCCUCUCAAGAAGCGAAGGAAGACCGUCUCGUUCUCUACCGGGGAGAGCGACUACAAACCCCACCUUCCAACUGUCCCCUUGUCCCCACCUCCCUCCACUGCCUCUCCUCUCUUGUCCCACAUGAAAUCUCACCUUCCAGAUUCCAUUUUCAUCGCCUCCAUACCUGGAACCACCCCCCUCCAAGACUCUCUCACUCCUCCCCUUUGCCUCCAAACCAGGCGAAGGCAAUGCCCUCUCUCCCUCCCCUGUUCUCACUGUUCCCUCGCCUGUAUGCCCCGAAGACUCAAAAAAGAGCCCUGUCCCUCUGGUGUUCCCCCCAAUCACCCCCACCAAGUCCCCCAACAAACGGGGGGCCACCCCCAAAUCCCCCGCUCCAGUGUGGGUGUGUCGCACCGUGCAGAACCUCCCCCUGGACCACGCUUCCAUGGUCAAGAUGGCCUUCGAGGAGGCCCCGCCCCCUGUCAUAAAGGCCCGGGGCAGGGGACGCCCCAGGACUGUCAGCCUGUCGACCCCCACCCCUCCCCCCCUCUUUCCACACCCUCAGAGAGGAGGAGGAGGAGGAGGGACUGCAGAGGCUGAGACAGUGAGCAGCUGGGAGCAUCCAGCCUGCUACAGCUGGGCUCGGCCCCCACGGCUGAUCUGUCUGUCCUGGCUGAUGUGGCCCUGAAGCUGGCCCCAGAUGCUGGAGACUCAGAGGAGACGGAGACGUCAGACGAGGCAGAGGAGCAGAAGAUGGAGGAGGAGAUGCUCCUCUCUCCCAAAGCCCUCCCCCUGGUUAUGGACCCACAGGGCAUGUCUGCCCUGCAGGAGCACAACUAUUCCAAAGCCCCCUUCCACCUCAUCCAUGCCCAAAAGAGGAGUGUCUCCAAACAGGAGCCUGGGGUGCUCCUCCCUGCAGACUUCAACCAUCACGCCAUCUCUGGGGUGCUGGAAGCUCCUGAGGAGGUCAUAGGGGAACCCCUGCCCUCUAGGGACAGACACCAGGCUGAGUACCUGUCUGGCAUGGGGCUGCUGUGUGAGGAUGGAGACAUGGCCAAGGCCUCUGUGCUGACAUCUCUCACCCCAUCAGCCAAGAGGAAGGGAAUGGCGGUGAGGGGCAGCGAACUGGAGGAGAUGGGGAAAGAGAAGAACAAGAAGAGGAGGAGGAAAGAUAAGGAAAAUAUGGAGUUGCAGCAAACGAAAAAGCAGAAGGAACAUCAGACCAAGAAACAGAAGAGGAAACUAGAGGAGGUGGACCUGGAGGAGGAUGUGGACGUGGAGCAGCUGGAGCCAGGUGAGCUGUCUAACACCGAGGACGAGGAAGAGUGGGACGAUGUGAGGAAGAGCGAGCGCCUCUUCCUCCAGGAGGCCGGGUUGACUUCGUCGCAGCGUUGGCCCAAGCCCAUCCCUGCCCCGGAGCCCGUCACGUUUGACCAGCGCAGCGAGUUUGAGCAGAUGACCAUCCUGUACGACAUCUGGAACUCUGGUCUAGACAUGGAGGACAUGACGCUGCUGAAGACGACCUACGAGAAGCUGCUGCAGGACGACCACAGCACCGACUGGCUCAACGACACACACUGGGUCCACCACACUGUUACCAACAUCCCCAACCCGCGGCGUAAGAAGAAGAGUGCAGACGGGCAGCUGCGGGAGCACGUGACAGGCUGUGCCAGGAGCGAGGGCUACUACGCCAUCAGCAGGAAGGAGAAGGAUGUCUACCUGGAUCUGGAACUGCCUGAGCAGGCCCUACUGGAGGCUGCCGACUACGACGCCUCGGGCUCAAACCGGCUGCUGUCAGAGAGACGGUCGGAGCAGCGCCGCCUCCUCAGUGCCAUAGGCAUCCCUGCAGUCAUGGACUCUGACCUGCUCAAACUCAAUCAGCUCAAGUUCCGGAAGAAGAAGCUUCGAUUUGGCCGCAGUAGGAUCCAUGAAUGGGGCCUGUUCACCAUGGAACCCAUUGCUGCUGAUGAGAUGGUCAUUGAGUAUGUGGGCCAGAAUAUUAGACAGAUGGUGGCUGACAACAGAGAGAAGCGUUAUGCACAGCAGGGCAUUGGGAGCAGCUACCUGUUCAGAGUGGACCAUGACACCAUCAUUGAUGCUACCAAGUUAGGCAACCUGGCACGCUUCAUCAACCACUGCUGCACUCCUAACUGCUAUGCAAAGGUGAUCACCAUAGAAUCCCAGAAGAAGAUCGUGAUCUACUCCAAGCAGGCCAUUGGCAUGAAUGAAGAGAUUACCUAUGACUACAAGUUCCCUCUAGAGGAAAAUAAGAUUCCCUGUCUGUGUGGAACAGAGAACUGCCGUGGGACGCUCAACUAGAUACCACAGCAUGACCACUCAUGCGGCAGUACCCCAUUUCAGUCCCUCCUGUCCCCGCACCACAACCCCUGACAAUAACCAAGAACAAAGCCACACCCACCACCAACAGCCCCCCCUCCAGACCCCAAAGCCCACCUGCUCCUCCAGACUGUCAAACAGUUGUCUGUACCAUAUCCAGAAAACAGAGAGAGACAUGCAACGUUUGCGCUGUUCACACGCUUUAAUUUACCUGGGGUUAUGGUCUAUUAUCUUAGGGGCUGUGAGACUCUCCUUCCCAGGGGUGUGAUUAAUAAUCGGGCCCCCUCUCCUGUACCCCAAACCCCUGAAAUGCAGCAUUAGUCUCUUCUGUAGCAGGAUUUAAUAACUUAGGACCACUUGUUCCCAUUCGUUCAAGGGUGGACACCCCCCCCCCCCCCCCCCCCCCCCCCCCCCUGCCAACAGCCUUUCCUUGGAAUAGAGAAUGCAACCGUAACCUAUCAGAACUGGUUUUGUGUGUCUUGUCUGCCUCCGCACAGAUAGGGAGUGGUCCGGAAGCUUCCGCUAACCCAAACCCUCUGCCCACACACACCAAUCCGCACAUAGACGCACAGGAUUUACAAACAUAUUCAGGGUUUUAAAGGCGUUCGCAGCGCAGUGUUGGUUACACACUCUAAUCCAUUGGGACUUCAGUUAUGCAAGAUUUCCAAAAAUGAAGAUUGUUAGAGCUUUGUCAUUUUAUAGUAUUGCAUAUUCUUAUUACUAUUCUUGUUCUGAUUUCGUUGCGUGAGCUGUAGGUGGGUGCGUGACUCCCCUCACCCGUUUGUUUGGAUGAGAGACCAUAGACUUACAUUUUUGUUUUUCCCAUGCUACAUAAGAAAAAAAUUAUUUGUAGAUCAAAUACUCUAUGGCGUCACAUCAGUUUAUCUUUAAAGCUUAAGAUGGCUGCUGAGUUUUAGUCUGCAGGUUUAUCUCAAUUUGAAAUGCUUUGUUUGUUCCCUUUACAUUGUCCCCUUUCCCCAUUGUGAUGUUGUCCCUCCUCGCGUUAGGAAGCAGAGAAAGGACCUGACACAUGUGUAUCUGUGUGUUUUAAGAGAAUGUAUUCUUACGAAAGAGAGUAAGUUUUUAUUCCUGUCGUGUGAAUGUGCUCUCACUGUCAAUUAGUAGUUUUGUGCUAUUGAACAACCUGCAAAUGUCAGGUUGUCUGUGCUUUUUGUAUGACAUGGUCAAGGCACACUGUCAGGAAAAAUGUUUCUAUGAAAUCUCCCUUAUUUGGCAAACCAUUACAGACAAAUCUGUUCAAAAAAUGUUUUUAAUUUAAAUGUAACCUUUAUUUAACUAGGCAAGUCAGUUAAGAGCAAAUUCUUAUUUACAAUGAUGGCCUACCCGGCUCGACACUGGGCCAAUUGUGCGCCACCCUAUGGGACUCCCAAUCACGGCCGGAUGUGAUACAGCCUGGAAUUGAAACCAGGGACUGUAGUGACGUCUCUAGCACUGAGAUGCAGUGCCUUAGACCGCUGCGCUACUCGGGAGCCCGAACAUAACCCAUUGACCCCAAUACAAGUGUUGAGGUCUGUGUAUGUUGGACUUAGUCAUUGAGUGUGUGUUCUGAAUGGUUUUAAAGGGUUAACUUAUGUGUAGAUCAGAUCUGGUAAAUCUAGUUUCUAGUUAAGUCGAUCUCGAGGGGUCAUUUUUCACUGUUAUUCAUGCUCUCUCAACUCAAGCAGUCGCUGUCCCACAUUUUAAUCUUUGAUUUAGAUGUUUUAAAUGUCACAAGGCCCCUCCAUGUUCUGUUCCUUCCACAGCAGAUAAGUUAUCUAUAUUUCUUGUUGCAACAGGCGAUUUUCAGUACAAACCAACCUCUAACUUUAAAAAUAAAAAGAUGGAAAAAAAGUUCAGACAAAUGUACAUAUUGUAGAAGUGUUUGUUUCUCGUAGAAACACACUGGUUCCAGUCUGUAAAUACGUUGUUCCUUUCCUACGUCCCAUGAGGAAAACUGUACAUACCUUCCAUUGUUAUUUUUUGUUUUUCCUUUUAAUUUGAUUUUAAUAUUAUUUGCAAUAUUUCUCUUGUAUUAAUGCGUUGGACUCUUUUAUUAAUGGUGCAUUAAAAUAUUUUUUAAAUAAA
This is a messenger RNA of Oncorhynchus gorbuscha (pink salmon), 9367 nucleotides long. RefSeq names its product SET domain containing 1A, histone lysine methyltransferase (gene setd1a). The record is from RefSeq and is a predicted model, not a curated record. Gene Ontology annotation, cellular component: Set1C/COMPASS complex. Gene Ontology annotation, molecular function: histone H3K4 methyltransferase activity; protein binding; RNA binding. NCBI's taxonomy places the organism in Eukaryota, Metazoa, Chordata, Actinopteri, Salmoniformes, Salmonidae.